Messenger RNA from Porites evermanni, 939 nucleotides. Lineage: Eukaryota; Metazoa; Cnidaria; Anthozoa; Scleractinia; Poritidae. The record is from the annotation of a GenBank genome assembly.
AUGGCUCAGACAAACUUUACUGAAGAUGAAAACCAGAAAACAUUUACAGAACUGUGGUGCUCAGCGGAAUUUUUAAGAAGUGUAGAUGGCGAGCUUAUUUUCCUUUCAGCUCUAAAUAUUUUUCUUUCCAUUACUGCAUUUCUGGGGAACACUCUGAUCCUAGUUGCCCUACACAAGGAAACUUCACUUCAUCCGCCGUCCAAACUCCUGUAUCGUAACCUAGCGAUAACUGAUCUCUGUGUUGGUAUCAUAACAGAACCUUUGGCUGUAACUUAUUUGACUUCUGUUGUAAACAGAAGAUGGGAUAUUUGCUAUUACGCGACUCGGGCAGCAGCUUUCUUCGGUAAUACUUUGGGCGCAGUGUCUUUAUUAACAUUGACUGCAAUAAGCGUAGACAGACUUCUCGCCUUGUUGCUGGGGCUCAGAUACAGACAAGUUGUAACUUUGAAACGGAUGCAUAUAACUGUCAUUGGUUUUUGGAUUUUGUCCAUCGCCGGUGCAUCUACUUACUUUUGGAAUCGUUAUAUAUCUUCAUGGUGUCGAUACAUAGUUGCAACUCUGUUUCUAGUCACUUCAAUCUUCGCUUACACAAAAAUUUCCUGUACUCUGCGUCGUAAUCAAAUACAUGUUCAUAACCAUGUUGCUCAAGGACAACCGAACCAAGCAAUUCCACUGAACACAGCCCCAUACAGAAAGGCAGUGUACAGUGCACUGUGGGUGCAGGUAACAUUAAUUAUUUGUUAUCUGCCGUAUGGUAUAGCGGUCGCUUUGACACCUCAAAAAGAGAUUUCCUUAGCCAUUUACCGUCUUAACGAAUUUACUGUUAUGUUGUUGUAUUUAAACUCGUCAUUAAACCCGUUACUGUACUGUUGGAGGAUCCGAGAAGUGAGGCAAGCUGUAAAAGAAACAUUAAGGCAAAUAUUCUGUUGUUCGAGUUAG